AUGAUUCAACUGCUGAUUUCCAGGGUUAAGACACUUACAACUUUGCACCAGACUCCCCAUAAUUGCAUAAUCAGGUGGCCCCGGUAUCCAAGUGAGAUUUUAAUACUCUUUCACCUCCGUCGCAUGUCGCCUACACCACCAAAGCUACGUAGUUUCAGAUCAAUCGGUUUUAGAUCAGCCUCAUCGGGUGUAUUAACAAAGUUUUGGAAUCGAUUGCUACAGAUUGGAGGACAUCGACAGGAAACCACACCUACAUUUGCCUUCUCCGUUGAAUUCUGCUUUGCCGGCUCAAUUGGUUUGCUAGAUUCAAAGACCAGUAUUACAAAACUAAUAAGAAUCAUAUCACAGUAAAGUGGAUACUUGGAUUUGCAUAUUGUGGAAACAUGUACUAGGUAUAAAAUGAAUGAUUGCUAGAAACAUGUACCAGACCUGUCGCAUCCGACCCCGCAACGUGGGUUCCCCAACUAGUUGAAAGAAAACCAGAAUUUUCCUUGAAAACUAUGUGAGCUUAAACAACCACCGGACAUUUCUCGGAACCACCAACCAGAGUUCCACCAUUACCUUUUGAAGAAAUCCCAAUUCGUAAAUUAUGGCAAUAAACCCUGAAGGUCGUCCUUCCAACCCCCCAAACACUAGGCUUAACCCUAACUAUCAUCAGCACAUUAAAACUUUAUCAUCUUCUCACCAUUGAUGAUGCUAUCUCGAUCUCGAUCAUCGACAUGCCCUGUCAAAGAAGCAAAGGUUGCCCUAAUCGCUGUCUCAUUAUUGGUUCCCUGCAUGAAAGGCAACAGAAUAGCCACUGAAAUUAAAUCUGAUUUGUAAAAGAGAUCAGCUUCGAUUUGAUCAUAGUAAAGAGUAUUUCUCAGACUAGGGUUCCGAACAACGAAAUUGGCGUCCAACUCGCCGUAAAUCAGUGAGUUCGACGAAAUACUGAAAUUGGAUAGGGUUAAUGUUUCUACACGAAACAGAGGAUGACGUGAGUUGAGGUCGAGCCACAACAUCCAGGAAAAAAAGAUAAAGAUGACGAUGCUGAUGAUAAAGCCGACGAGAAUGAUGAUGAAACAGUGUAGGGUGGCGCGUAGUCUUGACGCGUUUGGAUUAGAGUGGAAUGUGGGUUGAUUCUGUGGAGCAUUCGGAGGCCGGAAAACAUAAGGGUGUACAGUCGCGCCGGAGUGACCUCGGUUGCCGGUGAUGGGUCUGGAUUGAUCGGCCAUUGAAGAGGUAACUUGAAAUUAUGUGCAAAAUUGUUGAUAUUGAAAAUUUGUUAUUACAUUUGUAAUCUGCAUCUUGAAGCCUAAACCCAGUAAACAUCUGCAAGAGUUUCGAUAAAUAGUGAAGC
This is a messenger RNA of Lactuca virosa, 1339 nucleotides long. NCBI's taxonomy places the organism in Eukaryota, Viridiplantae, Streptophyta, Magnoliopsida, Asterales, Asteraceae. The record is from the annotation of a GenBank genome assembly.